AGCUUCGGCGGCCUCGCCGUCCAAUGGGAGAGCGCGGCGCUGCAGUUUGAACGCCGGGACGCGGUGCUAACGGCUGGGCCGUGCGCGGGGCUGUCCUCGUCACCCAGCGGGCAGGCGGCGGCGGCGGCGGCUGGCGCAGGGCUCGGGUAGAAGAUGGCUGAACGCUUGAAAAAGCCCUUCAAGGACAGCCUGAGUGACAUAAAAGAACGAAUGAAAGAGAAGAGAAAUCAGAAAUGGAUACGGUUGGGUAAAAAUAGCCAGAUCACGACUAUAAAGUGCAAAAGACCAACCAACAGCUCUGUGCAAAUGAAGAGCAUCCAAGCAAACAACAAAGCUCUGGCUCAGGCUUUGCAAGAGGAAAAGAUCAAACUGAGGGAUGCCCAAACUACCAUUCUUCAUUUAAGUAAAGAAUAUCAAGAUCUGAAGUUUCAGAUGUUUGCCUUGCAAAGAAAUCUUUACUUCAAGCAAGCACAAGGACUUGUUGAGACUAAACUGUCAGCCUUGAGCGAGAUCAUCACAAAAGUUUCUAAGAACUUACUGGAGUCAAUUGAUCUCCUUGGUCCAGCAAAGGACUUGUGUUCCAUAGGUGUAAAUCAGAGAGUGCUUUCUUCAGUGCUUGAAAAUAAUUCCAGUGUCAUAAGAAAAAUAAGUUCUGUAGAGCUUCCACAGUGUGCUGAUGGAGAUGAUCAAGUACUUCCAAGUAGAAUGAUGGCUGAUAGUGAAACAACUGAGCUGGCUCAUUCUGUGACAGAUACUUGUCAGUUACCUGGCAAUGCCAUUUCUUCAAUAGACAAAGGGCAAACAUCUGAUUUUCAUGUGGACAACAUAGUGUCAGAGCUGGAAAGUGAUUCUUCAGAUGGAGAUGGAUUUAGUACUGUGUUAACAAAAAAUGUGUCCACCAGGCGUCACUGUUCAAAGAUGAGAAAUCAAGAUGAACUUUGCAUGGGUGUCUUGGACUAUUUGGAAGCUCCUGAUUCAACAAGAAUGCUUCGUAAACAGGAUGAAAUUGGACUUGAAAGUCUAUAUGCAUGUACUGUAGAAAACAUAAAUUCAGAUAUUUCUCAUGUAAACGAGGUAGGUUCAGAGCUGGUGUUGAGGCAGUUGGAUUCUGAAACUGCAAAACUCAAUUCAGACAACAAUGCUGAUCUUAAGCAACAUAAAUAUAAAAGAAAAGGCUCUCAACUAAUAAGAGAGAAGCAUCACAAGGUAAAAAUGGGAGAGACUAAAAAUACUUCCAGACCAAGACAAAAGAAAAGACAGGGUAAAGAGAAUUCCAAAGAAAAAGUGGAUUUCUUGGGUGGCUCCAGUGAUGCUUAUGACUUCAAUUUUGAAGAGAGUGUCCAUGUUACACCUUUUCGACAAAAUAAGGUCAACGACACAGAUACUGUUGUGGAUGACAAAGAAAAUUCCUCUGAAAUUAAUACUAUCGAGUCAAGUGAUAUUGAAGAAGAUUCAGAUGAUAGCCUUUAUGUACCUUAUAAGGGGAAAUCCAAAAAAAGGAAAAGCUCAGUGGACAAGACAGAUACAUCACCAGUCCAUGUAAGGCCAAGGUCUAAAAGAUGUUUGGUACAGCGUGAACAGAAACUCUACAAUGAAAAAGAGACUGAAAGCAAUAAAUCAAGUGACAAGUCUGUUAAGCAAUCUUCUAAGCCAUCUCGUGGUCAUCUCUGUGAUGUUACUAAUACUGCUUCAUCACUCCCUAGCACUGGGAGUGCACCUAUUGUCCCUGAAGGUGAAAGAUCACCAUCUCCAAAACGCAAGCGUAUCUGUACUCUUAUUAGGAGCUAUAAAGAACCAAGUAUUUCAGGGAAACUUAGAAGAGGAGAUCCAUUUACAGAUGUGUAUUUUCUGAAUUCUCCAAUUUUCAAGCAGAAAAAAGAUUCUAAAAAGAGUUCAGUUAGGAAGAGAUCUCUAUCAAAAUACAAUGAGAAAUUUGUUGGUUGUUGAGAUUUCUUGUCAUGUUCACAAAACUAUGAAGAAAACUAUGAAGAAAGGCACACUUUCAUCCAAGAAACUAUUAUACCAUGCAAUUAUGUCUAGUUGUCUAUUAGUAAGAAUAUAAAAUGAAACUUUUUCCUUUUAAUCCAAUUUUGUUUUUGGUGAUAUAGGAGAUUACCUUUUAUAAUCGAGGUGAUUCCAUUUAAACUCUUUGGGGAGGAAACAUUCCUACAUCCUAAAUUUGUGAUCAUCAGAAAUAUGAUGGAAAAGAUGGUGAAUGAAAUUUUAUGACUUCUAUCUUGCUUCAUCUGACUGGCUGGCACAGGUGAACUUCAGGCACUAAAGAUCUAAUUUUUUUAAUAACUGCAUUUGUACAGAUCUUAUUUAUGUAAUGGUUGUAGUUUCAUACCGAAGCUCAUAAUAAAUGUGUUUCUGUUGGAAAGUC
This is a messenger RNA of Oxyura jamaicensis (ruddy duck), 2383 nucleotides long. RefSeq names its product shugoshin 1 (gene SGO1). Bases 154 to 1947 code for a protein of 597 amino acids. Gene Ontology annotation, cellular component: chromosome, centromeric region. The transcript has 9 exons. NCBI's taxonomy places the organism in Eukaryota, Metazoa, Chordata, Aves, Anseriformes, Anatidae. The record is from RefSeq and is a predicted model, not a curated record.